Messenger RNA from Pelobates fuscus (common spadefoot toad), 1941 nucleotides. Its product is annotated as regulator of cell cycle RGCC-like. Lineage: Eukaryota; Metazoa; Chordata; Amphibia; Anura; Pelobatidae. The record is from RefSeq and is a predicted model, not a curated record. Gene Ontology annotation, biological process: regulation of cell cycle. Bases 90 to 413 code for a protein of 107 amino acids. The transcript has 5 exons.
AAAGCGGCAAUCCCACACUAGUAAUAAGAUGAAUCAGUGUACACAGACUAUGUAGAGAUUGAAUCAUAUAUAGACGAGAAUACACAGAAAUGGACAGGAAAGUGUCUUUAGGUGAGGACUUGGCUCUCACUCUAAGUGAAUUCGAUGACGCCCUGCAAGACUUCUCAAGAGGUCCCAGGGACUCUGAAGACCAGUUACGUCAACUGAAAUUACAGCAUCUAGCAUCUUGCAGUAAUGGCAACAGUGAUACAGACAGUGGAAGCUCUUCAGUGGUGGGCAGCUUAAGUGCCAGUGAAGAAAACCUAAAUCACUCAAUAACCAGUUCAAAACACCAAACCAACGCAAAGCUUGGUGACACAAGAGAGCUGGAGGAUUUCAUUGCUGAUCUGGAUAAAGUUCUUGAUGAUCUCUGAAAAGAGAAGUUGUAAUUUCAGAAUGAAAGUACUACAUCCUGUUUAUUUUAAGACUAAAUAUAAACAUUCCUGCAAAAACAUCUCCGUUGAACUCUCUAUGAUGUUGCGGACUUCAAUAGACAUCAUGAGCCUGCUUUAUUAUUGAAUUAAUUUUUUUCACAUUUUCAGCCUUUCUCAGUUACAAAGUUAUUAUGUAUGUAUUAUAACAAAAGUAAGAUAUAUUGUAUAGCACUAAUAUACUGUACUAAGAAGGAAGUCCUUUUUUUGUUGCGAAUGGAUACGUAAAUGUCUUUGUGGAUAUGUGUGCAUGUUAUCCAUGGAAGUUGAAGUGGUAUUUUGGCUGUUGUACUUCAGAAUUCAAUAAUAUAUAUUUUUUUUAUUAAAAUGCACAAAAUAAUCUAAUGGAAUGAAAUAUAUCACCAUUAUGUAUUCACUGUACAGCACAUUUCAUAAGUAUUCACCCUGUUGGACAUUUUCGCAUAUUGUGGGAUUUGUAUACAUAACGCAUUGAAUUCAGUUCUGUUCUCAUCAAACAAGAAAAAAAAAUCUACAUGUGCUGUGUUUCCCACAUGCAUACUUUAACUGGGAUUUCAUAUGGAUUUUUUCCCACUGAAAUGGCUUCAUCUAACCACGUGUUAAUGAAGUCUAGUUUUGUGAUGCCUCACAGUUGUCCCAUUGAUGAUGUCCUCUACCUUGUUGAUCUUGUAGGUCUCUUGGGCUUCUUCAGAAUUGUCAUUGGCCUCUUGUUUGCUUAUUUGACGAAUGCCCUCUUUACCGGACUACUGAGUGUUCAAAAUAUUUGAUAUCUUUUUAAAUUUCAAACCUUGACUGUUGCUUCUCCUGAACUUUAUUCCAGUCUUGUUGAUAAUUCUUUGUCCAUCAUUAUGCUGUUUGUCUGGAAAUGCUCUCUAACAAACAGUUGAAACUUCAAGAAACACGUGAAUAGGUUUUAGUGACAAGUUAAUUGAACGCAAGUGUAGUCCUUUCAACUAAUCCAAUAACUUCUGAAGAUAAGUGGAGCUUUAUAGCAACAAGGUGAAUAUUUCUUCAAAUGGCAAAUGCCUUUUUUGUAAGUAAAUUCUGUGUCACAGCAGAUAAAUACAUUACAAUUUCAAAGUGUUUGUGCAGUCGUACGUAAGUUUUUCUGUGUUUGAGUAUGUUUGUUCUUUUCUACAGCAGCUAAAACGGCACAGAAUAGACAAUAUGUCACUCCAGUUUCUGUGAAAUAGAUUUUUUUUUCAAGAAAAAGAAUAUGAUGCAAUAUAUAAAAGAUGUAUAAUGUUUAAGCAUGUAUUAUAAGAAAAUAGUGCCAUUCAAAAUAUAGACAUCCAUAAAAAGCUUAAUGUCUCUAGAACGCCACAUUUGAGAUUAUUUUUUUUAUAAUACAUGUUAUCCUAUAUUAUGUAGGAUUUAAUAUUUUUAAAAUGUGACCAUAGUGCAUAGAAGUAGAGUUUAAAACAUGACAGUGUAUAAUAUUACAUCUAACAUUGUAAAUGUCUUAAUAAAAGAGGCCAAUAACAUUUGUUCA